CAUCAGAAAAUCAAUUCCAACAUUUUCAUUUACAAAUCUUAGCAGAUCUCAGAGACUAAUCGCUGAAAAGCAAAAUGGAUUUGAGGAUCAUGGGUUUUGAUUCUCCACUCUUCUCAACCCUCCAACACAUGCUCGACGCCGGCGACGAUUCCGACAAGUCUCUCAACGCUCCCACCCGCACCUACGUCCGGGACGCCAAGGCCAUGGCGGCGACGCCGGCUGACGUCAAGGAGUACCCGAAUUCCUACACCUUCAUCGUCGACAUGCCGGGGCUGAGGUCCGGUGACAUCAAGGUUCAGGUGGAGGACGGCAAUGUGCUGGUGAUCAGCGGAGAGAGGAAGCGGGAGGAGGAGAAGGAAGGUGCCAAGUACGUAAGAAUGGAGAGGAGAGUGGGGAAGUUUAUGAGGAAUUUCGUGUUGCCGGAGAAUGCGAAUACUGAUAAGAUCUCCGCUGUAUGUCAAGAUGGGGUGUUGACCGUCACCGUUGAGAAGCUGCCACCGCCGGAACCCAAGAAGCCCAAGACCAUUGAGGUCAAAAUUGCUUGAAAUAUUGGGGGUUUUGGGAGGGUUUUUCUGGGUUUUUAAUAGUAAAUAAUGUGGUAAUGUUGCUGUGCCACAGGGGGCUUUGUCUGGGUUUGAUCUUGGGUCAAUGGCUUGGGGUGAUGAAGAUACUGAUCUCUUCAUUACAGUAUAAUGUGUAGUUUUGAUUUUUCAGUACUGUCAAUAAAGUCUGCCUUUUCUCUCC
Molecule: messenger RNA, 744 nt
Organism: Vitis riparia (riverbank grape)
Lineage: Eukaryota; Viridiplantae; Streptophyta; Magnoliopsida; Vitales; Vitaceae
Product: 17.3 kDa class II heat shock protein-like
Exons: 1
Coding region: 75-545 (156 amino acids)
Biological process (GO): response to salt stress; protein folding; protein complex oligomerization
Source: RefSeq, a predicted model, not a curated record